Danio aesculapii is the source of this 6413-nucleotide messenger RNA. It is a transcript of the gene mapk9, whose product is annotated as mitogen-activated protein kinase 9. The transcript has 12 exons. Gene Ontology annotation, cellular component: nucleus; cytoplasm. NCBI's taxonomy places the organism in Eukaryota, Metazoa, Chordata, Actinopteri, Cypriniformes, Danionidae. Gene Ontology annotation, molecular function: JUN kinase activity; ATP binding. Bases 300 to 1565 code for a protein of 421 amino acids. Gene Ontology annotation, biological process: protein phosphorylation; JNK cascade. The record is from RefSeq and is a predicted model, not a curated record.
ACAGCGCGAGAGCGAGCGAGAGAGAAAGAGAGAGAGAGACGGCGAAAAAUUACUGUCCCACCAACCUCCGCCCAGCGGUCAGUCAUGCCACACUGGAUUUUCCUGCCAAACCUCCUAAAAGAAAGCCGAACCUGACCUGUCCGUCGUGUUGAACGUGGAAGCGAUAAACGCCGACACUUCCGCGGUUCAGAGGCUCUUGUUUGCUGGCGUGUGUGUGUGUAUGUAUGGGAGUGAACUGGAGAACGCGAGGAGAAGAAGAGAAGGUUCGAUUCGUCUAGAGGUGUCCAGUGGGAGGAGCCAUGACCGAGGGGGAGGGGCAGUUCUACAGCGUGCAGGUGGGCGACUCCACCUUUACGGUCCUCAAACGGUACCAGCAGCUCCGCGCCAUCGGAUCCGGUGCCCAGGGUAUCGUCUGCUCCGCUCUGGACACAGUGCUUGGCGUCCCAGUCGCUGUGAAGAAACUGAGCCGGCCCUUUCAGAACCAGACCCAUGCAAAGAGGGCCUACAGAGAGCUGGUUCUGCUCAAGUGUGUUAAUCACAAGAACAUUAUCCAUUUGCUUAACGUCUUCACACCCCAGAAGUCGUUGGAGGAGUUCCAGGAUUUGUAUUUAGUGAUGGAGUUGAUGGAUGCCAGUCUUUGUCAGGUGAUCCACAUGGAUCUGGACCAUGAGAGGAUGUCUUACCUGCUCUACCAGAUCCUGUGUGGCAUCAGACAUCUACACUCCGCUGGCAUUAUUCACAGGGAUCUAAAACCCAGUAACAUAGUGGUGAAGUCCGACUGCACUUUAAAGAUCUUAGACUUUGGACUGGCCAGAACCGCCUGCACUAAUUUCAUGAUGACACCUUACGUAGUGACCAGAUACUACAGAGCACCAGAGGUCAUCCUGGGCAUGAAAUACAAGGAGAACGUGGAUAUCUGGUCUGUAGGCUGCAUCAUGGGUGAGAUGGUUAAAGGGAGCGUCAUAUUCCAGGGCACUGAUCAUAUUGACCAGUGGAAUAAGGUGAUUGAGAUUCUGGGAACCCCCUCUCUGGAGUUUAUGAACCGUUUGAUGGAGACUGUAAGGAACUAUGUGAUGAACAAACCCCAGUUUCCCGGAGUCAGUUUUAAUGAGCUUUUUCCCGACUGGGCCUUCCCAUCAGAGACCGAGCAUGACAAGAUCAAAACCAGUCAAGCACGAGACCUGCUGUCCAAGAUGCUGGUAAUCGACCCUGAAUGCCGCAUCUCUGUGCAGGAGGCUCUUAAUCACCCCUACAUUCAUGUGUGGUACGACCCAGCUGAGGCAGAUGCGCCUCCUCCACAGAUCUCAGACAAGCAGCUUGAGGAGCGGGAACAUAGCAUCGAGCAGUGGAAAGAGUUGAUUUAUAAAGAAGUCAUGGACUGGGAGGAGCGGAACAAGAACGGGGUGCUGAAAGAGGAGUGUUUAGACGGUACAGUGAACAGCAACGCCACUCCCUCCCAGUCGUCUUCUAUUAAUGACAUCUCGUCCAUGUCGACGGAGCAGACACUGGCUUCAGAUACCGACAGCUCUUGCAUUGACACCCUCACCGGUCCGUUAGAAGAGUGACUCGAGUGACUUCCAGCUCUUCUCACUCAUGUCACAUUGCUGUGUGGGCCAUGCAGAGGUCUGGACUGAAGAGAACCGUGGGUGCACGUUCAUACAGCUUCAAGUUUACACUUCACUAUUGCUUUUAAGGGACCGCUUUUUGCUCUCUUUUCAUUCGUGUAGUAUUAGCUUUUGAGUUGUGGCUAAUUCUCAGAUUACACUCCAACGACAAAACAUCUUUUUUUUUCCUUUUAGAUUUGAAAAAUAACUCAUUCACAAGUAGACCGAAGAGUGCAUUAAUGCAUUCACAUUUCAUUUGACAUCAACUAACAUGAAUUGCCAUCUUAUCCGGUGGAGUUCUUAUUGCAGCAGCAUGUUUAAUAUCUGAGACUAUCCCUGUCAUUUAUGCCCUCGCUCUCCCUCUGUGAUGUAGCUUUUAUUACCUUUCAUUUCAUCACCUAAAAGAAGCACAGAUAUAAAUUGUUGAACUUUAUAGCUAGCCAUCCCCUCCGGAACCAAUUCCUGUUACAAGAAUUGCUGCAUGAUAUUAACAAAGAACACUUACUAGACAGACAGCGCAACUACAGAUUACUGAAAUAUGCCUAAACACAUGUAGGAAACAGAACAAUAGUGCCUGCCUCUGUAUAUAGUCACCCAUUUUAAAAGAAAACCCAAUGACGGAUUUCAGUUGGUUAGGGUGUAGUCAAGUGUGUAUAUACGUACAUAGAUUUCAUGUAAAUGUUCGGAUUUUUCUUCUUCGUGCUGUGGAAACCAUUUUACAGCUUUUUAAUAUGUACUGUAAAGCAGAUUGCGAUGGGAUUGAUAAAUGAUUUUAAAAGACAUUUGCACAUAGAGGGUCAAAAAUUAACAUUCUGCUUUGAAAAAAAAAAGUGCAUCUACAUCCAAGAUGGUAAACUGUAGAUGCAAAAUCCUAAUCGGAGCCCUGUUUCUCAUCAUUCCAAGAGUAAUUAAUCACUGCUGGCAAGUUCAUGACGUAUAUGAUCAACUGUAUGUUUCAUUGCAUGAGCUAAUGCAAACCAUUGCCUUUUUUAAUCUCCUCAAACUUGAAACGCCCAGAAGAAUGUUAUACAGCAAAUUUAUGGAUUUUUUUAUUCUUAAAAACUCUUGUCAGUGGCUUUUUAUUUCUUUAAUUUUUUUUUGUAGAUGCCCAUUUAGUGACAAGCUGAAAGAUUUGUCAUCUUCGUACAGAUUAUCACUACCAUAUUUCAUAUACUUUGCGAUUCCGUAGCUAUGUUUCCAUCCAAAGAUGUGCACUAAAUGUAUGCGCAAAACUGGAUUAUCGCAUAAAAGACGUGCGAAUAAAGCAGCGUUUCUAUCCAAUGAGCAGUGGCGGUUCUAGUUUAAAUGGCACCCUGGUCGAACCACCCCUAAUACACCCCUUCCCCCAUCCCCUAAGAAAUUAAAGCUGCAUCUGAAACCGCCUACUAUUAGUAGGUACUGAAUUUGAAUUUAAUUGUACUACUCGGCUGUUAGAAAAGUGUUCUAUACAGUAUGAAUGUGAGUAGUAUGAAUGGAACUCAGACGUACUACAUCCGCCAUUUUGUCAUGAUCACGUGACCUGCCUGCGUGAGUUGUGUCUCUUCAUUCCCAUUCAUUCAUUCUCUCACAGGGCAUCAUAGGUCUUUUUUCAGAAUCUCGCCGGAAGUAGUAGGUCAUUGGGGUACUUCUCGCAUACUAAUUUUCGAAUUCUAUGAAUUCAGACAUACUACUCGGCACGCAUACUGUUUUUAGCGUACUAUAUAGUAUGAAAGUAUGUGAUUUCAGAUGCAACCAAAGAUGCUAUGUGGUUGACUUAAUUAUUUAUAUAUAUAAUAUUAUUAUACAAUUAUUAUUAUUGUACAAUUAUUAUUCUAAAUAAAUAACAGAAAUCAAUCCUAAAUGUAACUGGAAAACAAUGUAAAGACCUAACUGGAUUGGUAUGCUAAGAUCACUUACAAAGUCUUUUGCAUGAAUAUUAAAUAUACUAAUUCUAUAGAUUACAAAAAAAUAUGCUUUAUAGCACAGGUGUCAAAUUAGCAGCUCUGCACACUUGAGCUUUAACACUACUUAAACACGCCUGAUCAAUCUAACUGAGUCCUUCUGGCUUGUUUGAAACCUACAGGUAAUGCUGCGGUCACACUAGAGUUUGUGCAUGCAAAAUUCUGUCAUGCGGCGCUGCGAAAAGGGGCGGGAUUAAACAAGAUGAUUAGAAAUUUUUUUAAAAAGCAAGCGAUUGAUCCAUGUUUUAAAUUCUGUCCAGUAAGGUCAUGUUUUGAUCUUCGAUUGGGUUUGUGCAAUCAUGUGAUGCGAUUUUGCAGGUCAUAGUUUCACCAAGCAUGAACUUUCCAACGCAGCGAACUGUGAAACUUGUCGCCGAGUUUGCGUUUCCGGUCUGAUGCAUUCGCCUGUGUAUGAAUGGAAGUCUAUGGGGAGAAAAGUACAGUGUGACCGCAGCUUAUGUGUGUUGAAGCAUGGGUUGGAACUAAACUGUGCAGAGCUGCGGCCCUACAGAAACUGGAUUUGAACUGUGCUUUAUAGCAUUAUCUGUUUUCUCUGACCCGACUCGUGGCCAAGAAUUGAUGUUAAGUUUCCCAGACUUAUCAUCUCUCCUUUCUGCUUCAUAGCCAUGCUCAAAAUAAGAUCAUCAUCAUAUUAUGUAAACUUUAGUUUUGUUGACUUGCAAAACUCACUGCGUACCGACACCUCUACAUAAAAGGCUGUUACUCCGGUUUCACAAUGCAUGAGCGCCGUGUAUUUUAUCAGCGUGCAUAUACUCAACCGGGAUUCACACCUUGAGCAGGAGCAGCGCGUGUUAGGCACGCGGGAAUGGUUUUCUGCAGACAUGCGGCAAUUUGUUUUGACCAGCGUUGUUUCGGUUGCACAAAGAGAAUAACAAACUUGCGUGUGCAAAAGAUGCCAAAUGUGAAUGACCCCUAAUGUCUUUAUUCUAAGAUUACCACCCUAAAUUAUAUCACUUGCAUAAAUUAAACCACAUCUCAAAGCUUUUACUAGGGCACAGUUGAUUUUUACUGGGCCACCUUUUUUUUUUUUUGCACCGUCUCCCUGUGCCACCCCCAGCAAGAUGCCGGCCUGGGCGAUUGCCCAUAUUGCACAUGCCUAAAUCCGCCACUGCCAACGAGUCAAAGAGAACAAAAUCGUCACUUUCUGAUAAACUGGCACCAAAUAUCAACAGUAAAGAUCGAAUUUGCUGCGGUAGGAGAGGCUGUGUCAAUCUUUUCUUUAUUUAAUAAAUGAUUUGCACUUCAGAAGACAAUGCCGACACCUAAUGAACAUGUGGAACAUUGAAGGUGCAGAUGCUUUUGACAGUCCUGGAGGUAUAAUUGAUAAUAUACAGUAAUAACACUAAUACUGAAAUGAUUAAGGCAUUUUAGAAUGACCAAAACAACAUUUCAGAUGUUUUACAGUGUGCUCAGCCUGCUGGUUUGUCUAUUCACACACAUUUUUAUCACCACAUGAUCUCUUAUUAGAAAAUCACAUGACCUUUUCUUUAAUGCGCAUACUAUAAUUUGUUCGGUAAAAGGGUUUCCACUGUAGUUUAUGCGCAUCUUUUCUUAUCGAAUAAAAAGUUUAUCCUAUUCAGUUAUGCACAUUUUCUAAAUUUAUGCGCAUCUCAGCAUUUCCAUCAAUCGUUUUUUUUAUGCGCAUGUCCAAAAUAGUUGGAUGGAAACAUAGCUAAUGACAUACUGUGGCUAAUCAUGCGCUUAGAGACUUUAUUUUGGACUUUCUCCUCUUUUAGCAAUUGUUUUCAUGAUUGAGAGCCAAUUUUUUUUAACCUUCCUGCUUUCUUUCUUCAGUUCAAAAAUAGAUGACUGUAAACUAGUGUUCUGUACCCUAAAUUCAUUAUGCAUGAGAAAACAAGCCUUCUUUAUGCAGAACUUGAAGAUGUUGCAGAAUCGUGUCCUCUGGUUUGUGCUGAGUUUAUCUGGCUCCAAGUUCUUCUAAUGGACUGAAAACGGAAAGAGACUGGAGAAUGAACUUAGCAUCACCAUGACUUUCAUUCCUUAAGCUUCUCAUUACAAUCAUCAGCUUGGCCAUGAAACAACUCAUAGUAAUAUGUUCAUCAUGUUUUGGCUCUUUUUUUGACAGGCUGGAUUGUUCAUCUGCUUUCCCAAACAUCUCAUUCUCCAGGUCUCCUUGACUUUGUGAGAUCUCAUUUGGUGCUUCACUUUACUGUUAGCGCAGUGAUAAUGUAUUACAACAACGCAAUAGUGCAUUGUGUUCCAUUUUCAUUUCGGAGCCUCAUGCACAUUUGUUUCACUGUUGUGUUGUGAUUCCUGUUAUGAACGUUAGUGAUGGACCUCUGUGGCACUGAUACCUUCAAGAAAACGAACAAAACUGGCUCACGCUUUUUCUCAAGGGCUUACUUUCUUUUCUUUUAGGUGUCCGUUCCCCUUGGGGGAAAGAGUGUCUGAACAACAGUGGGUUUUUGUCACUGACAAUCUAUCACUAGAGGUGGAAUAAGUAAUGACUUGAAGAAUUGUUUUCUUUUUUUUUCUUUUUUUCUUAAAUAUUCAUCUACUUCUUCUUAAGAAAACAGUUCUCAUGGUCCUCGUCAAUCAGAAUCUUCACAAUCAAAUCCUGUAAAAGGAAUAGAUAUCUAACUGCUCUGUGCUAGUAAUGUCUGUUUAGCUUUCAUGUGUUUUGUAUUGUUGUGCUACAUAUGGGCGCCCUGUCAGUGGGCUAUGAUGGGAGUGACCCAAAUUACGAACCUGUCUGAAACAUAUGCAAAACCUUAAAUGGAAUCCUCAAUCUACAAUGAUAGAGUGAUACCUCUUUUCUCUCUCAAAAAAAGAUUAAGAAAUUAAACAUCUGUUAUGACUGGCCAAAUAAAAAGCUCGUAUUAAAGUA